AUGGGCGGAAUCAAAGGGGCGAUAAAAAUGGAAAAUUCGUUAUUCUGUAGCCAUCUGCAGGUGAAGUUCGACCUUCUUUAUAGAAGCAACCUCUUUGGUGGUGGUAACGACGUGCAGAAAAAUGCACAGGCAACCGUGGGGAGGGCAAAAGGUGGUGACCGUGAUCUGCUUUUUCUUACCAGAAUUUUCGCUGCUUGGUGGGACUUGUUGUCGUCGUCGUUGCUUAUUCAUCUUUCUGUUUCAGUUUUCGUCAAGUGUAUGAUUGUUCCUGAACACAUUUCUGUGACUGGAGAAUCCGUGAAAACUUCCGAAUUUGAUGGCCAAAAUGUUGCGGGUCGUGAACGAUUAAUGCAACUAAUGAAUGUGCCAGAUCGUAUUGUUCUAACUGGAGGAAACAACUAUGAAGGUUUUGAGGCUGAACCACUAGAGCUUAUGAAAGAUCAUGCUACUCAGAAAAGAGAGGAGAGCAUCCAAGAUUUGCCGAGUGUUAUAACUCUUGAACAUAAACCCUAUUUGGAUCGAGGAGAACCUAAUGAUGAAGCUGUCAAAAGCGAAAAUUCGAUCGCAAUCGAGGAAAAUCCACUCCAGGAGUUAAAACCUUCAGAAGCCGACCUUUACGGCCUUCUUAAGGCCGCCAACUGCGUCAAAUUCUGUGAUCGCCUAACAAUAGACGAAAAACGGGAAGAUCGACGUGCGUCAAUUAGAUGA
Molecule: messenger RNA, 708 nt
Organism: Angiostrongylus costaricensis
Lineage: Eukaryota; Metazoa; Nematoda; Chromadorea; Rhabditida; Metastrongylidae
Source: the annotation of a GenBank genome assembly